This is a messenger RNA of Xylona heveae TC161, 2388 nucleotides long. Its product is annotated as sterol C-22 desaturase. Gene Ontology annotation, molecular function: oxidoreductase activity, acting on paired donors, with incorporation or reduction of molecular oxygen; monooxygenase activity; heme binding. Bases 318 to 1916 code for a protein of 532 amino acids. The record is from RefSeq and is a predicted model, not a curated record. Lineage: Eukaryota; Fungi; Ascomycota; Xylonomycetes; Xylonales; Xylonaceae. Gene Ontology annotation, biological process: sterol metabolic process. The transcript has 5 exons.
UCAAAAGGAAAAGAUAUCACCGAUAUCGUUUCCGUGCGCUCCUUUAUUCUGUAGUGGCUGUUCCGCAGAGGUUGACCCUUUGCCUCUGCUACUGCACAAGCUAGGCUCAGGCUCAGGCUCUGUCUCGCGGUCUCGGAUUGCCAUUGGACUUUUGUUGGUGGAUUGCAAACCUACUAACGAAGCCAGGUUCACUGAACUUCGUUCGAAAGUGGGCUGCACCGAGUUCCCUCCUUUUGUCUUCUGUGAUUUAAGCUUCUGAAUUGGCAAUUAAAUUAUUGCGUUUAUCUUCUGGCUUGUACCAAGCCCGCUCCGACGCCAUGGCUGCUGCGGUAGAUGCCAGUUUCACCUCCCCGGCUGCGAAUGCAGACAUGGGGAGCUCAGUAACCAACUCGUCCGGCAUUGUCGGAACAAUCUUGGAGGGAAUGAACGGAUGGACCAUUGCCAUCACGCUGUUUGCGAUGCUUGUUAUUUAUGAUCAACUCAAGUACAUCUAUAACAAAGGCACUAUUGCUGGACCAUCUUUCAAGAUUCCUUUCAUGGGCCCGUUCCUGCAGUCCGUAAACCCGAAAAUGGAAGAGUACAUUGCGAAAUGGAACAGUGGUGCGCUCAGUUGCGUUUCUGUCUUCCACAAAUUCGUCGUCAUUGCAUCCACUCGCGACAUGGCCCGCAAAGUCUUUAACUCGCCGAGCUUCGUCAAGCCCUGCGUCGUCGACAUUGCGCACAAGCUUUUGCGACCGACCAAUUGGGUCUUCAUGGAUGGCAAGGCUCACGUCGAAUAUCGCAAGGGAUUGAACGGUCUGUUCACUCGCAAGGCUCUGGAGCUGUACCUCCCCGGCCAAGAGGAGGUCUACGAUCAAUAUUUUGCCCGUUUCGUUGAACUUUCUCGCGAGAACGCCGGUAAGCCCGCGCCUUUCAUGGCUGAAUUCCGCGAGGCCAUGUGCGCCGUCUCGUGCCGUACUUUUGUAGGCCACUACAUGCCCGAUGAAGCGAUCAAGAAGGUUGCCGACGACUACUAUAUGAUCACUGCCGCUCUCGAGCUCGUCAACUUCCCCGUGAUUCUGCCCUUCACCAAGCCCUGGUACGGCAAAAAGGCGGCCGACAUGGUUCUGGAUGAAUUUGCCAAGUGCGCUGCCAAGAGUAAAGUUCGAAUGGCUGCAGGCGGUGAUGUCACUUGCAUUUUGGACGGCUGGGUCAAGUCGAUGAUUGAAUCUAAGAUUUACCGCGAAAAGGUCGAAAAGGGAAUUGAGGUGCCUAGCGAGGAAAAGCCGUCGAUGGUUCUCCGUGACUUUACCGACUUUGAAAUCUCUCAGACGCUGUUCACCUUCCUUUUCGCCUCCCAAGAUGCUACCAGCAGUGCCUGCACCUGGCUCUUCCAAGUCAUGGCUGACCGCCCCGAGGUUCUCGACAAGGUGCGCGAGGAGAAUUUGGCCGUCCGAAAUGGCGACCGAAGCAAGCGUUUUGACAUGGACAUGCUUGACAGAAUGGCAUACACUCGUGCUGUCGUCAAGGAGAUUUUGCGAUACCGUCCUCCUGUGAUCAUGGUCCCCUACAUUGCCAAGCAGGACUUCCCCGUCACCGAAAACUACACCGUUCCCAAAGGCUCAAUGGUCAUUCCUUCUGUCUACCCUGCGCUCCAUGACCCCGAGGUUUAUCCCGAGCCUGAUACGUUUGACCCCGAACGUUGGAUUACCGGCGACGCCGAGAAGCAGGCCAAGAAUUGGCUGGUCUUUGGCACUGGACCCCACUACUGCCUUGGACAGACCUACGCUCAGUUGAACCUGAUGGCCAUGAUUGGAAAGGCUAGUAUCGAGUUGGACUGGCAGCACCAAAUCACCCCGCUUUCCGAGAAGAUCAAGGUCUUUGCCACAAUCUUCCCCCAGGAUGAUUGCCCCUUGGUUUUCUCUAAGCGCCCUUAAGCCUCACCGCUGUAGGGUUUAUUUGUCAAAAAAAGAAAAAAAUCUCGAAGUUCGCCCUUGGUAGCUUAUUGCCCAGGUUCCUCUUCGGACUUCUAGUACUUGUCAAAAGUCAAGUCAUGCCAAAAGCGAUUUCUUGCCCUAGCCAUUCAUCACUGUUACUCAAAGUCAAGUUCUUUAGCGUGUCAUAGAGGGAAAAGACGGUCCUUUAUGCGGUCGUUUUAUAGAUCCCUAUGCUCUUAUUGACGAGGCGCACUGCAGUUUGCUGGCUUUUGUGUAAUUUGUUCCCGUUAGCGGUCAAAGAUAUGCUCUAAUGUGGUGGUGUGGCUUACGGUAAUGGAUGAAACGGAGGGAAUUGACUGGUUACAAGGGAUGGCCAAACCGGUUCUUCCACGAUUGAGGAAGUAAUACUCAUAGAGUUUAUAUUAAUAAUUGCCUCUACUUCCAUGUAGAGGCCCGCCUAGUUAAUAAUUAU